CCACCUAAUCUCUCUGUUGAUCGGGGCUGGUGUGGGGGCUGGAGUGAUGAUGCUCCUAUGUAUCCCACUGCUUCUCAUCUGCAAGAGAUCCAGGCAAUCACCAAACAAAAGACAGAAGGACACAGCAGAGUUCAUAGUGACUGAUGAGGCCCUCUUUCAGGAAGAGGACAAUGUCUAUGCCAAUAAAGCCAUGCUGGAUGAGGCCCUCGGGCCCAACAGGACAGUGGACAGGGAAAUUGACGACACAGACAUACUCCACUACGCCAACUUGAACUUCUCCAAACUCCAGGCCAAGGUGGCCAAGCAGGGGGAGGGGGAGGGAGAGAUCAGGGGAGUCGCCUCCAAACCGGCAGAGUACGCAGUGAUCCGUCUGCACUCCACAGGUAGUAUCGAGGGAGGGGCUGGGAAGAAGGAGGCCAAUCCUGCUCUGGAGCAGGGGGAUCACGCUGAAGACCAUGGAGCGAAAGUCUUAGAAGAAACUCAGGCAGGGCACAAGAGUGAUGGGGAAGAAGAAGUUGCAAAGGAUUCUGCGCUGCCAAAGCUACAGGGCAUGACUAAUUCUGCCCUCAGUGUCCAGGAGUCUACAGAGGCUCCAUUGGGACAAUCUGAGCAGCACAACACAGCAGAAACCACUGUGGAUGAGGUGACACUGCUUUCUGAGUAGAAAGAUUCCUCUAAUGGUGAAGAGGAGGUAAGGUAUGGGAACAUAUGUCAUGGUCAGGUCAUAUCUGAGACAAAUUAGGGAAAACCUCAGUUAGAUAGGAGGAAGAGGAGGAGAGUAUAAAGGCACAGUAAGCUGCUGUAUAGAGGGUGGAAAGCUUAUGUGCAGAUAAGCUAGUGCAAGGUUGUGAAAAAUCACCCAUAAUGCACUGCAGAGACAUCAUCGUCACCUUUCAAACUGUAGAAACACUAUGUCCACCUUUUUUUUAACACCAGUUAUUCUACAGUGUCUGUUCAUUAGUUAGAUUUUCAUCUCUAUAUAUACAAGUAUGUGGACACCCCUUCAAAUGAGUGGAUUUGGCUUAACAUUAAAUCCAAUUAGGGAAUACAUUAGAUUUUGUCCUGCUGAUCUACACAACCAACUCCACAUUUUCAAAGUGAAAGAACAAUUAUAAAAAAUGUUUUAUUUACAAUUGAAUAGAACAUAAAAACCAAAGAUGUCUUGAUUGCGUAUGUCUUCACACCCCAGAGAUAAUACUUGGUGGAAGCACCUUUGGCCGCUAUUAUAGCUGUGAAUCAGUUUGAAUAAGAUUCUACGAACUUUGCACAACUC
This is a messenger RNA of Oncorhynchus mykiss (rainbow trout), 1273 nucleotides long. NCBI's taxonomy places the organism in Eukaryota, Metazoa, Chordata, Actinopteri, Salmoniformes, Salmonidae. The record is from RefSeq and is a predicted model, not a curated record.